AUGUCGGAAGAAACACACGAUGCCGCAAUUCGUGGCCCUGUGGCCAUUCGUGCAGCCAUCCUAGUCUCGGGCGUCGUCGGCUGGAUGCUAACCGUCACCUUCUGCUUCUGCAUGUCAGAUUACGAAGCGAUCAUGGCGACACCGACCGGUCUCCCAGUCGCACAGAUCUUCUUCAACGCGGGCGGUAGGACGGGCGGAACGAUCAUGUGGUUCUUCGUUAUGCUCGUGCAGUUUUUCACCGGUUGCUCUGCCAUGCUGGCGAAUGCACGAAUGGCGUGGGCAUUUUCUCGCGACGCCGCCUUUCCGUUUUCGGGCUUCUGGAGCAAGGUCAACCGCUACACACACACGCCGGUCAACGCGGUCUGGCUCGUCGUCGCCUUCUGCAGCUGCCUCGAUCUGAUCGGUAUUGGAAGCACACUGACCAUCACCGCCAUCUUCAACAUUACCGCGCCAGCCUUGGACAUUAGCUACAUUGCCGUCAUCAUCGCGCACCGCUGGUACGAAGGGCAGGUCCAGUUCCACCCGGGGCCAUACACCAUGGGCAAGUGGAGCAAGCCCGUCAACGCGAUUGCAGUCACAUGGGUCAUCUUCAUCAGUGUGGUCUUGUUCUUCCCCACAGCCAAACCGGUCAAGGCGAGCAACAUGAACUACGCCAUCUGCGUGGCAGGAUUCAUUGGGCUGUUCAGCACAGUCUGGUGGUACGCUGGAGCGAGGAAGACGUAUGUUGGUCCUCGCACCACCGACACCAUCGACAUGCUUCCACCCGAGGAUCCCGAGGAGAUUUUUAGCGAUUAUGACACACCUUGA
Molecule: messenger RNA, 807 nt
Organism: Parastagonospora nodorum SN15
Lineage: Eukaryota; Fungi; Ascomycota; Dothideomycetes; Pleosporales; Phaeosphaeriaceae
Exons: 2
Coding region: 1-807 (268 amino acids)
Biological process (GO): transmembrane transport
Cellular component (GO): membrane
Molecular function (GO): transmembrane transporter activity
Source: RefSeq, a predicted model, not a curated record